AUGGCAGAAGAAAUGCUGUUUGGACAUCAAAAUGAAGCAUUUGAGUAUAUGGACGAAAGGACGGAUGAUACUGUAAGCACGGAGUCAGGCUUCAUAACCCCUACCAGAGUUCCUUACACACGAUACCGAUUGAAACGACAUAACUACAAACUUAAUACCGAAGGUAUCAGCAAAUCGGGGGAUGAAGAAGUUGAUAAGAUGAAGAAACUGGACGAGAGUCCAUCGGAAGAUUUACCGUCGUCAUGGUUGGGUCGUGUCAGAAAAUCAUUUCAAGGAGAUUUCGGAUCAUUAUGCUUGUUAACAUUUCUCUAUUUACUGCAAGGCAUCCCUUUAGGUUUGAUUGCAGCCAUUCCACUUGUACUGUCCAGUAAACAUGUAUCAUAUGGUCAACAAGCGGUCUUCUCAUUUGCACAUUGGCCUUUUAGUGUGAAGUUGCUUUGGGCACCAAUUGUGGAUUCGGUUUACUGGAAACGUAUAGGUCGUCGGAAAUCGUGGAUGGUUCCAUGUCAGUAUCUUAUUGGCAUUUUUAUGCUUUCAUUGUCCUACAGAGUUUCCGAAAUUAUGGGUGAUAAUGGUGCAGAUUCAAAGCCGCCAAAUGUGUUCUUAUUAAUGUUUUUGUUUUUGCCAUUGAAUUUCCUUGCCGCUACACAGGAUAUAGCCGUGGAUGGUUGGGCGCUUACCAUGCUUUCUAAAGAGAAUGUUGGGCAUGCAUCGACUUGCAAUGCAGCAGGUCAAACAGCUGGCUUUUUCUUGGGAAAUGUCAUGUUUUUAACGCUGGACUCACCCGAUUUUGCCAAUCGUUUCUUCCGUAAUAAGCCGGAGCCGUUCGGCCUAAUAAACCUGUCCGGUUAG
Messenger RNA from Brugia pahangi, 852 nucleotides. The record is from the annotation of a GenBank genome assembly. NCBI's taxonomy places the organism in Eukaryota, Metazoa, Nematoda, Chromadorea, Rhabditida, Onchocercidae.